Messenger RNA from Eucalyptus grandis, 1753 nucleotides. Its product is annotated as NAC transcription factor 56. NCBI's taxonomy places the organism in Eukaryota, Viridiplantae, Streptophyta, Magnoliopsida, Myrtales, Myrtaceae. Gene Ontology annotation, biological process: system development; regulation of DNA-templated transcription. The coding region runs from base 147 to 1247 and encodes 366 amino acids. The transcript has 3 exons. Gene Ontology annotation, molecular function: DNA binding. The record is from RefSeq and is a predicted model, not a curated record.
UCACAUUCUCAUUUCCUCUCUCUCUCUCUCUCUCUCUCUCUCUCGUGUGUUCUCUCGUUGAUCAUUCGCUUCGUGAAUUCUGAGUGGGUUUUGGGUGAUCGGAGUUCGUAGCAGCGGGGGGAGGGGGCUUUAUCGGGGGUUCGUUCAUGGAGAGCACGGACUCAUCGGCGGGGUCGGCGGCGCAGCCCCACCUGCCGCCGGGGUUCCGGUUCCACCCGACCGACGAGGAGCUCGUCGUCCACUACCUCAAGAAGAAGGCGGCCUCGUCGCCGCUCCCCGUUUCCGUCAUCGCCGAGGUCGAUAUCUACAAGUUCGAUCCCUGGGAGCUUCCAGCGAAGGCGACGUAUGGCGAGCAAGAAUGGUACUUCUUCACCCCGAGGGACCGGAAGUACCCGAACGGGGCGAGGCCGAACAGGGCGGCGACGUCCGGGUACUGGAAGGCCACGGGGACCGAUAAACCGGUGCUGUCUGCGGUCGGGCAUCAGAAGGUCGGCGUGAAGAAGGCCCUCGUCUUCUACGGUGGGAAACCCCCGAAGGGCGUCAAGACGAACUGGAUCAUGCACGAGUACCGUCUCAUCGAGAACAAAGUCAGCAACAGACCGCCGGGAUGUGACGUGGGCAACAAGAAAAAUUCCCUGAGGCUGGAUGACUGGGUGUUAUGCCGAAUCUACAAGAAGAGCAACGUGCACCGGCCGAUGGACCACGAGAGGGACGACUCGAUGGAGGACAUGCUCGAAUCCAUCCCUCCUUCGUUGACGAUGAACCCUCACAGCAUGAAGCUACACCUCUCUAAGCCGUCCACGACGAGUUAUGGGGUAUUGUUCGAGCACGAGCAGAGCCUUUUCGAAGGGAUGAUGGGGGCUAACGGCGGCGGCGGCAUCCCCGGCAACGUGAUGUCUCACCUUGCAUCAUCCUCGGGCUUAAAGCCAGAAUUGGCCAUGGUCCAAGCGCCCAACAUUUCGAGCCCUCUUCCCCUGAAGCGGACUCUUCACUCCCUCUAUUGGAACGACAAGGACGUCGCCGCCGAGACAAGCGACCCUUCGUCGGUCAAGAGACAGUUCAGUGCGGACAGGAACGAUCCGGGGAGCGUCGAGAGGAAUAACAACGGAGGGACUAGUUCCAUCGCGUCUCUGCUCGGCCAGAUUCCUCAAACCCCACCGCUGCACCAGCAAACGGCUUAUGGGCCUCUCGGUGACGGCGGUUUCCGACCACAGUUCCACAUGCCAGGACUGAAUUGGUAUGCCUAAUUAAUCCAGCGUAUACCUUGAAUUUGACGGUGGGCAUUUCACCAUAGCUAUGUUAAGGUGAAAGUUUCUUCGCCACAUUAACAAGAUGGUGCUACAGUUUGACAAAACUGUGAAGGUAUGGAUUGGUGCAUGUGUAGAGACUAAGUGAGUGGCCCCCAGAGAAAUUCCUCUAGGAGGAAGAGGGUAUAAGAGGAGCUUCCAAUUUCAGGCGAGGCCAAUAGAAGCAUAUUACAAUUAGGGUCAUAUACAUGAAUGUAUAUUUUCACAUUUUAGGGUUUCUUCUAUGUGUAUAGAGGCAUUGAAUUCAAAUAGGACGGUGAUUCAUACGAAACAAGGACAUAGCUGAUCCUCAUGUAGAAAAAUAAAGUAGAUGAAUCAUUAGUAUUUUUGCUCUAGGAUACUGCACCGCCAGAAAUGAUUGUAUAGAGCCCUAUAAUAUAUUUGAGCGUCGUUUAUUGCAAUGGAUGAUCCUUUAUAUUUAAAAUCCCUAUACAUGAUUUUACUUG